Messenger RNA from Drosophila santomea, 584 nucleotides. RefSeq lists its product as uncharacterized. Lineage: Eukaryota; Metazoa; Arthropoda; Insecta; Diptera; Drosophilidae. The transcript has 2 exons. The coding region runs from base 9 to 422 and encodes 137 amino acids. The record is from RefSeq and is a predicted model, not a curated record.
UAUUCCCAAUGGUUCGAAGGUAUUUAGUUCUUAUUCUAAUUCUGGGUUUCCUCGAUCUGACCUGCAGUUCAUCGAGUUCUUGCAAGGAUGGUCUGGUUUUUAACCCCAAAAAGCGAAAAUGUGAACCACAGCCACCGACAGAGGAGUCAUCUAAUUGCCGACCCGGAACGUACUGGCUGCCAGAAAAGAAAUUUUGUAUCAAGUUGCGGCAAGUUAUAUCUGGAUACUUCCCAGUAAAGCCUGAAGAGUCAACGCAAAACCUGAAGUGCCCCAAAGGAUCCGUUUCUAUGGGAAAUCUGUGCGUAAGGGAAUUAAAAAAUAAAAAAAAGGCAUCCGAAAUCAUAAAGGACGGGUUUGAGAUGGAUGUGGACGAUCACUUUAAAAUUGUCGUAAAAGAAAAGAAACCUGCGACUCGUGAAUGAUGUCUCAAUUUCUCCAUUUAGACGUCCUUUGAAAUAAAUAUUAAUCAAUUGUUGGUCAAAAGGAAAAAUUUGUCAAAAAAUGUUUGCAAGUCACAUGUAAAGAGGAAGAAUAAACAUCUCAGGGCGCAUUUGUGAGGCGUUUGUCAUAAUGAACCAAAGAAA